Molecule: messenger RNA, 1804 nt
Organism: Salvia splendens (bonfire salvia)
Lineage: Eukaryota; Viridiplantae; Streptophyta; Magnoliopsida; Lamiales; Lamiaceae
Product: protein CfxQ
Exons: 8
Coding region: 155-1585 (476 amino acids)
Molecular function (GO): protein binding; ATP binding; ATP hydrolysis activity
Source: RefSeq, a predicted model, not a curated record
GAAGGAAUCAACCUCAGAGAGAAUACCAGAUCCAUCUCUCAGGCGACGGGAUUGCAGAUAAUUGUUGUGUGCCCCGUCGUCGCCAGGCUGGGGAUUGCAUCGAGGCUUUCUCCAGCUCAAAUUUAAGAUAUUUUGACUCAUAGUGAUUCAGAAAAUGAAGGACCAACGGCCCAAAUCUUUGAAGCCUGCCACAAUCCAUGGCUUUGCGCAGUCUGGAGAUAUCAAUGCAUUCCAGAGGUUGCUUCACAACAACCCUUCUCUUCUCAAUGAUCGGAACCCUGUGAUGGCACAGACACCCCUUCAUGUUUCUGCUGGUUACAACAAUAUUGAGAUUGUAAAACUUCUUCUUGAUUGGCGAGGACCUGAGAAAGUGGAAAUGGAGGCCAUGAAUAUGUAUGGAGAAACUCCAUUGCAUAUGGCAGCAAAGAAUGGGUGUAAUGAGGCUGCAAAGUUGCUCCUUUCUUGUGGUGCUAGUGUUGAGGCAAAGGCAAAUAACGGAAUGACUCCUUUACAUCUAGCUGUCUGGCACUCACUUCGAGCCGAAGAUUGCUCAACUGUUAAUACAUUGCUAGAGUAUAAAGCCAGUUGCAGUGCUGAAGAUAAUGAGGGAAUGACUCCUUUGAAUCAUCUGUCCCAAGGACCAGGUAAUGAUAAAUUACGGGAUCUCCUCGUACGACAUCUUGAAGAACAAAGAAAACGAAGAGCCAUUGAAGCAUGCAACGAGAUCAAAGCCAAGAUGGAUGCACUUGAAAUUGAAUUAUCAAAUAUAGUGGGCCUAGAUGUGCUGAAGCUACAACUACGGAAAUGGGCAAAGGGGAUGCUUUUAGAUGAGAGGAGACGAUCCCUUGGACUUAAAAUUGGAGUCAGAAGACUGCCUCAUAUGGCCUUUCUUGGAAAUCCUGGAACAGGUAAAACUAUGGUAGCCCGAGUCUUAGGGAAACUACUGUACAUGGUGGGAAUACUUCCAACAGAUAAAGUAACAGAAGUGCAAAGAACAGAUUUGGUUGGAGAAUUUGUUGGGCAUACCGGGCCAAAGACAAGAAGAAAGAUUCAAGAAGCCGAGGGUGGUAUUCUCUUUGUAGAUGAAGCAUACCGCCUUAUACCAAUGCAAAAGUCUGAUGACAAAGAUUACGGAUUAGAAGCAUUGGAGGAGAUCAUGUCUGUCAUGGACACUGGAAAAGUGGUUGUCAUAUUUGCUGGGUAUAGCGAACCCAUGAAGCGUGUAAUAGCUUCAAAUGAGGGCUUCUGCAGAAGGGUGACAAAGUUUUUCCACUUCGAUGACUUCAAUAGUGAAGAUUUGGCCAGGAUCCUUCAUCUUAAAAUGUGCAGUCAGGGUGACAGUAGUCUUUUGUAUGGAUUUAAGUUGCAUCCUUCGUGUAGCAUAGAGGCCAUCCAAGCGAUGAUCGAACUGGAAACGAGUGAAAAACAGCGUAGAGAGAUGAAUGGAGGUCUAGUAGGUCCGAUGCUGGUAAAUGCUAGAGAGAAUCUGGAUUUGAGGAUUGAUUUUGAAUGUGUGGACACAGAGUCUUUGCUUACCAUCACCUUGGAGGAUUUGUCAGCGGGGCUUCGGUUGUUGACGCGUUGAGUGACGAGAAGUAGGAGCUGUUCAUUCUUUGUCUACUAUCACAGCAGGUAGACCAUACAAAUUGGUUUAUCUUUUGUAUUUUGGUUUGUUUUCAUGAGUAUUAACCCAAUCUGUAAUUCAUGUUCAUUCAUCUGACUAACUCUCACUGAUUCAUAUUUUUUUUUAUUGAUUUGUAUGUUACUAAGCCUUAAUGCUUCAAUGGAACGUUUUAUUCGACUA